AUGAUCGUGUCAAGCCUACCAGGAAUCUACGCGUGUUCCCGAAGCAUUGGACCAUAUAAUCUGCCUUGCUAUCAUCCAGAAGGUAUUUCAGCCUUGGAUAGAUACACUGGACUCAGCUCCGGCAAGAAAGGCUUCUCGACAACGUCAUUAACAGUGAAGUCCACACGAAAUAUAGCUAUUCCAAUCUCCUUGUUCGAAUAUGUUGGAUUUCUGCCUGCUGCAGCAUUUCAGCGGCAAGGACAACAUGAUUUCAAUAUUGUUCUGCUGUUGGUUGGCAAUGUAACCUGCAAUGUUCCGACCCGCUUUGCCAGAGAAAGCAAUGCUUCUCGCAAAGCAUCACCCUCUCAAAUGCAUCUUCACAUAGGAUCGGUUGAACUAUUUAUUGCGAGUGUAAUAGCAAUUCAAAUCAUCUUUGUGGGAAUGCCUAAGGUACCAACAGCUGAUAAACGUAAGCCAGAAUUUUUUAUCCGGGUGUAUUCGGAUCCGAAGGUUGGACAAUGA
Messenger RNA from Botrytis porri, 501 nucleotides. RefSeq lists its product as uncharacterized. The coding region runs from base 1 to 501 and encodes 166 amino acids. The transcript has 2 exons. Lineage: Eukaryota; Fungi; Ascomycota; Leotiomycetes; Helotiales; Sclerotiniaceae. The record is from RefSeq and is a predicted model, not a curated record.